Molecule: messenger RNA, 249 nt
Organism: Aphanomyces astaci
Lineage: Eukaryota; Oomycota; Saprolegniomycetes; Saprolegniales; Verrucalvaceae
Exons: 3
Coding region: 1-249 (82 amino acids)
Source: RefSeq, a predicted model, not a curated record
AUGCGAUUGUGGUUGGAAGACAAGAAAACCAAAGCUCAAAGGAAAUGCGUAGCCACGAACAUCGCGGACCACGUGACGUCCGGAGCGAGCUACGCCUUACCGUCGGAUGUGGUGGUGACGUUCUUGAAGCGUGCAAUGCAAGGCACGACCCCCGAGACCUGCCACGUGGCCCUUCAGGACUUGGAGAAUGGAUACAUCCAAGUUGUGUUGACAUUGGCUAUCUUGGGCUCAUUCGAUGAGCUAUUUUAG